AUGGGCGCUGCUGGACGUGCGCGGCGAAUCUGGCCUCUGCUGCUGCUGCUGCUGUCGGCGGCGACCGUCGGGGCGGGGCCGGCGGCGCACCUGGUGGACUACCUGCCGGGGCUGGCCAAGCAGCCCGCCUUCAGGCACUACUCAGGCUACCUGGACGUGGAGCCAGACAAGCACCUGCACUACUGGUUCGUGGAGGCGCAGGGCGGCAGCGCGGCGGACAAGCCCCUGGUGCUCUGGCUGAACGGCGGGCCCGGCUGCAGCUCCGUCACCGGCCUGCUGACCGAGCACGGGCCCUUCACGAUUCAGGAGGAUGGGGCCACCCUGCAAUACAACGACUAUGCCUGGAAUAAGCUGGCCCACAUUCUGUACCUGGAGUCCCCGAUCGGCGUUGGCUACUCCUACUCGGAGGGCAAAGACUACCAGACCAACGAUACCGAGGUGGCCCGCGUGAACUACCUGGCCCUGAAGCAGUUCCUGCGCCUCUUCCCGGAACACUGCGGCAGGGACCUCUACCUCACUGGCGAGAGCUACGGCGGCAUCUACAUCCCCACCCUGGCAGUGUGGGUCAUGCAGGACCCCAGCCUCAACUUGAAGGGAGUCGCGGUGGGCAAUGGGCUGUCCUGCUACGAGACGAACGACAACUCCUUGGUGUAUUUUGCCUACUACCACGGCCUCCUCGGCGCCAGGCUGUGGACAGACCUGCAGAACUUCUGCUGCUCCGAGGGGAAGUGCAACUUCCACGAGAGCUCCAAUUUGAACUGCACGCUUGCUAUGGUUGACGUGAUCCACAUCGUGGACGAAUCGGGCCUCAACAUCUACAACCUCUAUGCCCCGUGUGCCGGUGGAGUUCCCGGGAGCUACAGGUACCACGAUGGAAAGCUGCUCACCCACGAUCUGGGCAACAACUUCAUAAGGCAGUCGGUUCGUGUCUCUUGGAGGCAGAACCUGCUCUCGUUGCCUGUAGGCAAGAAGGGUGUGCGGCUAGACCCUCCCUGCACCAACACCACAGCCCCCUCCAACUACAUGAAUGACCCGCAGGUGCGCAAGGCCCUGCACAUUGUUGACGAUGCCCCCGAGUGGGAGAUGUGCAGCUUCGAGGUGAGCCGGGGCUACAAGCGCAUCUUCAGCAAGAUGAACGACCAGUACUUGAAGCUGCUGGGCACCAUGAAAUACCGGAUCCUGCUGUAUAACGGGGACGUGGACAUGGCCUGCAACUUCCUGGGCGACGAGUGGUUUGUGAACUCCUUGGACCAGAAGGUGGAAGUUAGUCGGCGGCCCUGGAUCUACACGGACGAGAACGGGCAGGAUCAGAUCGGAGGCUUCGUGAAAGAGUUCACUAACAUUUCCUUCCUCACUGUCAAGGGCGCAGGCCACAUGGUGCCCACAGACAAGCCGCGAGCCGCCUUCAACAUGUUCGACCGCUUCAUCAACAAGAAGCCCUUCUAGCGCAGGGGCCGCUGCGUAUCCU
Euleptes europaea (tarantolino) is the source of this 1468-nucleotide messenger RNA. RefSeq names its product cathepsin A (gene CTSA). Gene Ontology annotation, molecular function: serine-type carboxypeptidase activity. The transcript is spliced from 14 exons. Lineage: Eukaryota; Metazoa; Chordata; Lepidosauria; Squamata; Sphaerodactylidae. The record is from RefSeq and is a predicted model, not a curated record. The coding region runs from base 1 to 1446 and encodes 481 amino acids. Gene Ontology annotation, biological process: proteolysis.